Messenger RNA from Poecile atricapillus (Black-capped chickadee), 4312 nucleotides. RefSeq names its product solute carrier family 12 member 5 (gene SLC12A5). The transcript is spliced from 26 exons. The coding region runs from base 247 to 3627 and encodes 1126 amino acids. The record is from RefSeq and is a predicted model, not a curated record. Gene Ontology annotation, biological process: chloride transmembrane transport; chloride ion homeostasis; potassium ion import across plasma membrane. Gene Ontology annotation, molecular function: potassium:chloride symporter activity. Lineage: Eukaryota; Metazoa; Chordata; Aves; Passeriformes; Paridae. Gene Ontology annotation, cellular component: membrane.
CUGCGGGACCGACCGGGCGCGGCGGAGUGGUCCCGUCCCGUCCCGUCGGGUCGAGCCGGCCAGAACGAGGCCGAACCGAGCCGACCGGAGCGGGGCCGAGCCGAUCCGCUCGGACUGGAGCCAGCCCUGCGGCCGCGGGGGCGGCGCGGCGGGCGGUGCCGCGGGCACUAGGACCCCGGUCAGCGCCCGGCGGGGCCGCGCUCAGCGACCGCCGGGGCCGGAGCCACUUGUGGCGACGACGGGGCCAUGAGCGGGCGGUUCACAGUCACCGGCGGCGGGGGCGAUGGCAAUCCCAAGGAGAGCAGCCCCUUCAUUAACAGCACGGAUCUGGAGAAGGGCAAAGAGUACGAUGGCAAGAACAUGGCCCUCUUCGAGGAGGAGAUGGAUACAAGCCCUAUGGUCUCAUCCCUGCUGAGUGGACUGGCCAAUUACACCAACCUGCCACAGGGCAGCCGGGAGCAUGAGGAGGCUGAGAACAACGAUGGAGGCAAGAAGAAGCCGGUGCAGGCCCCACGGAUGGGCACCUUCAUGGGUGUCUACCUGCCCUGCCUCCAGAACAUCUUUGGAGUCAUCCUCUUCCUGCGUCUCACCUGGGUGGUGGGGAUCGCUGGCAUCAUGGAGUCAUUCUGCAUGGUCUUCCUCUGCUGCUCCUGCACGAUGCUGACGGCCAUUUCCAUGAGUGCGAUCGCCACCAACGGUGUGGUGCCAGCGGGUGGCUCCUACUACAUGAUCUCACGCUCCCUGGGACCUGAGUUUGGUGGGGCUGUGGGGCUCUGCUUCUACCUGGGCACCACCUUUGCCGGUGCCAUGUAUAUCCUGGGCACCAUCGAAAUCUUGCUGGCCUACAUCUUCCCGGCCAUGGCCAUCUUCAAGGCAGAGGACGCCAGCGGGGAGGCGGCCGCGAUGCUUAACAACAUGCGUGUGUACGGCACCUGUGUGCUGACCUGCAUGGCCACUGUCGUGUUUGUGGGUGUCAAAUAUGUCAACAAAUUUGCCCUGGUCUUCCUGGGCUGUGUCAUCCUCUCCAUCCUUGCCAUCUAUGCCGGUGUCAUCAAAUCGGCCUUUGACCCACCAAGCUUCCCGAUCUGCCUCCUGGGCAACAGGACCCUCUCACGCCAUGGCUUUGACCUCUGCACCAAGAUGGUGGUGGAGGGGAACGAGACGGUUGGCUCCAAGCUCUGGGAGCUUUUCUGCACCUCCCGCUUCCUCAACGCGACCUGCGAUGAGUACUUCACCAUGAACAAUGUCACUGAGAUCGAGGGCAUCCCCGGCGCUGCCAGCGGCCUCAUCCAAGAGAACCUCUGGAGCUCAUACCUGACCAAGGGCGUGAUCGUGGAGAAGCGGGGGCUUCCCUCAGUGAGCUCCCCCGACACCCCAGUGGACAUGGACCAGCCCUACGUCUUCAGCGACAUGACGUCCUACUUCACCCUGCUCGUCGGCAUCUACUUCCCCUCAGUCACAGGCAUCAUGGCUGGCUCCAACCGCUCUGGAGACCUGCGGGAUGCCCAGAAGUCCAUCCCCACGGGCACCAUCCUGGCCAUUGCCACCACCUCUGCGGUCUAUAUCAGCUCUGUUGUUCUCUUUGGAGCAUGCAUCGAGGGGGUCGUCCUGCGUGACAAGUUUGGUGAGGCUGUCAACGGGAACCUGGUGGUUGGCACCCUGGCGUGGCCGUCCCCGUGGGUCAUUGUCAUUGGCUCGUUCUUCUCCACCUGUGGGGCUGGAUUGCAGAGUCUCACUGGAGCCCCCCGCCUUCUGCAAGCCAUCUCCAGGGAUGGGAUCGUACCCUUCCUCAGGGUCUUCGGCCACGGCAAAGCCAAUGGGGAGCCGACAUGGGCCCUGCUGCUCACAGCCUGCAUCUGCGAGAUCGGGAUCCUGAUCGCCUCCCUGGACGAGGUGGCUCCCAUCCUCUCCAUGUUCUUCCUCAUGUGCUACAUGUUUGUCAACCUGGCAUGUGCAGUGCAAACGCUGCUGAGGACGCCCAACUGGCGACCCCGCUUCCGCUACUACCACUGGACCCUGUCCUUCCUGGGCAUGAGCCUCUGCCUGGCACUGAUGUUCAUCUGCUCCUGGUACUACGCACUGGUGGCCAUGCUGAUCGCUGGCCUCAUCUACAAAUACAUCGAGUACCGCGGGGCGGAGAAGGAGUGGGGUGAUGGGAUCCGGGGCUUGUCCCUGAGUGCAGCCCGCUACGCCCUGCUGCGGUUGGAGGAAGGGCCCCCACACACCAAAAACUGGAGGCCGCAGCUGCUGGUCCUGGUCCGCGGGGACCAGGAGCAGAAUGUGGUGCACCCGCAGCUCCUGUCCUUCACGUCACAGCUCAAGGCUGGGAAGGGCCUCACUAUCGUGGCCUCUGUGUUAGAAGGAACAUUCCUGGACAACCAUCCUCAGGCGCAGAGGGCAGAGGAGUCCAUCCGGCGCCUGAUGGAAGCGGAGAAGGUGAAGGGCUUUUGUCAGGUGGUGAUCUCUUCCAACCUGCGGGAUGGCAUGUCCCACCUCAUCCAGUCCAGCGGGCUGGGGGGGCUGCAGCACAACACAGUGCUGGUGGGUUGGCCCCGCAGCUGGCGCCAGAAGGAGGACCACCAGACCUGGAGGAACUUCAUUGAGCUGGUGCGAGAGACCACAGCUGGGCACCUGGCCUUGCUGGUGGCCAAGAAUGUUGCCAUGUUUCCGGGCAACCAGGAGCGGUUCUCAGAGGGCCACAUUGAUGUCUGGUGGAUUGUCCAUGAUGGGGGGAUGCUGAUGCUGCUGCCCUUCCUCCUGCGGCAGCACAAGGUGUGGCGUAAGUGCAAGAUGCGCAUCUUCACGGUGGCACAGAUGGAUGACAACAGCAUCCAGAUGAAGAAGGACCUGACCACAUUCCUGUACCACCUGCGCAUCACCGCAGAGGUGGAGGUGGUGGAGAUGCAUGAGAGUGACAUCUCUGCCUACACCUAUGAGAAGACGCUGGUGAUGGAGCAGCGUUCCCAGAUCCUCAAACAAAUGCACCUUACCAAGAAUGAGCGGGAGCGGGAGGCUAGGCUCCGCCCAGCCAAGCCCUCUUGUGCCCCAGUCCCUUGGCUGACCCCUCCCGCACAGAUUCAGAGCAUCACGGAUGAGUCCCGUGGCUCCAUCCGGCGCAAAAACCCGGCGAACACACGCCUGCGCCUGAACGUCCCCGAGGAGCAGGCUGCCGACGGCGAGGAGAAGCCAGAGGAGGAGGUCCAACUAAUCCACGACAAGAAUGCCACCACCUUCUCCAGCAGCUCUCAGUCCCCUGGUGAUGAGGUAGAGGCAGCCCCUGAGAAGGUGCAUCUUACCUGGACCAAGGAGAAGUCUGUUGCUGAGAAGAACAAGAGCAAGAGCCCUGUCAGCCCCGAGGGCAUCAAGGACUUCUUCAGCAUGAAGCCGGAGUGGGAGAACCUGAACCAGUCCAACGUGCGGAGGAUGCACACGGCUGUGAAGCUCAAUGAGGUGAUCGUGAAGAAGUCCCAGGAUGCCAAGCUGGUCCUGCUGAACAUGCCAGGGCCUCCCCGUAACCGGAAAGGGGAUGAGAACUACAUGGAGUUCCUGGAGGUGCUGACGGAGCAUCUGGACAGAGUGCUCCUGGUGCGUGGUGGAGGCCGGGAGGUCAUCACCAUCUACUCCUGAAAGACGGCGAGAGAGAGGUUUGUCUGCACACCGAGAGCCCCGCCACCCCUUUGCACCGCGCUCCCGGAGGGGAGGAGGGAAGGCCGGAUGGCAGCCGGUGCGCAGAACCUUCUCCUGGCUUUGGCCGUGCCCCUGAUCUCUCCAUUCGAACUGCAGCACCAGAUCUUCCGGGAGCAUCCAGCACCAGAGCAGCUGUUUCUCAUUGCAACACCACAGCACUGCUGUCCUUGUUUAUAUAUAAAUAUAUACAGUGAACCGCGGACUGAGCAUCAGAGCUCGGCGCUGCCGCCACCGCCAGCCCCAGCACUGCCGCUGCAGCCCCUGGCCGGGCAGGAGGGCGGCUGUGCCGAGACGGACCUUGGCCCCACCGUGCUGCUACUCCUGCACAGACUCGGCUGGACGCGCCCGUGCCCUGUGCCUCGAGAGAGAGGCCCCCACACCGCGCUCCCCUCGCUCCUCUGCCCGCCUCCGGCAGCGCCCGGGGCCGCUCCCCGCGGCGCUGCACCCCCGCUGCCCCUCGCCGCCAUGGCCCGGACAGCCCCAGCUCGCCGCCGCCUCGGCACCGUCGUCUCUGGAGUCCGCGGGCUGAGCUUGUGGAGAUGCAGCACGAUGGUUUGGAGGAGGCAGAGGGUGGGGGGCGGCUGCGUGGGGUCAGGUACUGGAGCACAGCGAGGCCGUGAGAGCA